GUGAAGCAAUGUCUUUGGCGGGACGAAAAUAAACAUAGGUGUUUUUGGAUCGUGUUAAUUGAGAGUUCUGCAGAAUUAACGAUAUUUAAUCAAAUUUGGUGAUCUGAAGCUGUGUUUCGAAGAUGAGAAAAAAUCAGUCAUUGAAAUGUGAUAAAUUAAUUUACAUUUAGCUCAGUUUGUAAAAUUGUUCUCAGGCACGAAUCAUAAGCAAGUUUGUUGUUGCUGAGAAAAAUGCGUGGUAAGGACAUUUCUUUGAGCAAAGCAUUGUCAUGGAUUUUGCGCCAUGGUGCAGUUAAAGAAGGGCUAGCCAUUACUGAAGAUGGUUUUGUGGCAGUGGAGGAGAUUCUGAGCCAUAAAUCAUUUAGAAACUAUCAGUUAUCAGAUAUACAACGUGUCGUGGCAGAAAAUGAAAAGCAGAGAUUUGCAUUACGAACAGAUACUGAGACAGGGACACUUUACAUUAGAGCUAAUCAAGGUCAUUCAAUACAGGCCAUACAGAAAUUGGAUCUUGAUCCAAUACUAGAAUCUUCAAACACUCCUGUGGUUAUACAUGGAACAUACAAGAAGCACUGGGAAAAGAUUAAGCAUGAAGGUCUAAGUCGCAUGUCAAGAAUGCACAUUCAUUUUGCUCCUGGUGAGCCUGGCAAGGAAGGAGUUAUAAGUGGCAUGCGUAAAUCAGCUGAUUUGUAUAUCUACAUUGAUAUGCCAAAAGCUCUUGCAGAUGGUUUGAAAUUCUACAGAUCCUCAAAUAAUGUUAUACUGAGCCCAGGAAAUGACAGUGGGUUGAUACUGCCAAAAUACUUCAGAAAGGUUACUGAUAAACACGGAAGAGAAUUAGAAAAAUGACAAUUUCAUUUUGAGUGUGACUCAAUGAAUACAGUAAACAUGUAAAUAUUUGUCAGAUCUGUAAAGACAGAGGAGAAAGGAGGGCAACUAAUUUCUGUAAAUAAAAAUGCACAUUAAUUGUUUAUAAAAAAUAAUUAU
Messenger RNA from Schistocerca cancellata (South American locust), 984 nucleotides. Its product is annotated as tRNA 2'-phosphotransferase 1. Bases 232 to 846 code for a protein of 204 amino acids. The transcript has 4 exons. Gene Ontology annotation, biological process: tRNA splicing, via endonucleolytic cleavage and ligation. NCBI's taxonomy places the organism in Eukaryota, Metazoa, Arthropoda, Insecta, Orthoptera, Acrididae. The record is from RefSeq and is a predicted model, not a curated record. Gene Ontology annotation, molecular function: tRNA 2'-phosphotransferase activity.